GUGCUAACUUAGAAAGUAACAUUUAAGAACACUUUUGAUGACAUUUCUCGCAAAUCGCAUUGGAAGAUAAUACCUGGAAAACAAAGGGUCCAUUAGCUAUCAUUAGCCGGUUUCCUUCUUCAGCCUUUGUUUUUAGUUCAUUUUUGUAUCUUUCUCAGUAGACUUCGAUGAGAAUUUCCCAUGUUCCUUUCCUUUUCAUCAUAUUAUGCUACUACUUCUGGAUACAUCACACUGUUUAUUUCACCGUGGUUUCUGGUCAAAUUGUGGAAGAUCAACAACAGUCAUUGCUACAAUUGAAGAACAGCCUCAGAUUCGAGCAAGAAAAAUCUCACAAACUUGUGUUCUGGAAUUCAAGCACAAAUUGCUGUAAGUGGACAGGUGUAACCUGUGAUCAGGAGGGACAUGUUAUUGGCCUUGACCUGAAUGGAGAAUCAAUCAAUGGUGGAUUUGACAAUUCAAGUACUCUUUUCAACCUGCAGAGUCUCCGGAUACUGAAUUUGUCUGUUAAUAACUUUAGUUCUCAGAUACCAUCUGGAUUCAGCAAGUUGAAGAACUUAACAUAUCUGAAUUUGUCUCAUGCUGGUUUUGUCGGGCAGAUUCCAAUAGAUAUUUCUUCCCUCGCAAGGUUGGUUACUCUUGAUAUCUCUUCUCUUUCCUUUCUAUAUAAGCAACCGCUGAAACUUGAAAGCUUAAAUCUACAUAUGCUUGUCCAAAACUUCACCAUGAUUAGACAAUUGUAUAUGGAUGGUGUUAGUGUAUCAGCUGAGGGAAAAGAAUGGAUCAAUGCUUUGUUGCAGCUACCUACCCUGCAGGAGCUGAGCAUGUCAAACUGCAAUCUCUCAGGACCUCUUGAUCCUUCCCUGACAAGACUUCAAAACUUAUCAAUUAUUCGUCUUGAUCAAAACAAUUUAUCAUCCCCGGUGCCACAAACCUUUGCUGAUUUUCCAAAUUUGACAACCCUUCACCUUAGUUCCUGUGAAUUGACAGGAAUAUUUCCAGAGAAGAUCUUUCAGGUAGCAACGUUGUCUGACAUAGACUUGUCAUUCAACUAUGAUCUUAAUGGAUCUUUGCCUGAAUUACCUCCGAAUGGUUCCCUUCAGAAAUUAAUUGUGAGUCACACAAGGUUCUCAGGAGCAUUGCCAGCUUCUAUUGGUAAUCUUAGGCAGUUAUCCGUCUUAGAUCUUUCUAAUUGCAAUUUUAGCGGAACACUACCCCGAUCAAUGUCAGGACUCAAGGAACUUACUUCUCUGCUUUUUUCGUUUAAUAAUUUCACUGGUCCAAUUCCGUCUUUGAAUAUGUCCAGGAACCUCAAGCAUUUAGACUUCUCACACAAUUAUUUCACAGGUUCAAUCACUUAUGUUCACUUGGAAGGCCUAAGAAAGCAGGUCCAAAUUGAUUUUCAGGACAACUUACUUGAUGGAAACAUUCCUUCUUCUAUUUUUGCACUUCCAUUGGUACAAAGUAUUUAUCUCUCCAACAACCAUUUCCGCGGGCAGCUUGAUGACUUUUCAAAUAUCUCCUCUUCCAUGUUAGAGACUCUUGAUUUAAGAAGUAAUAAUUUAGAAGGCCCCAUUCCUCCAUCUAUUUUUAAUCUCACGUCUCUUAAAGUCCUUGAACUGUCAUUCAACAAGUUAAAUGGCAGAAUAAAGCUAGAUGUGCUUCAGAAACUUUCAAAUCUAACUACACUUGCUCUUUCACACAACAACUUGUCAGUAGACACAAAUCUUACAAAUGUAGGACUUAUAUCUUCCUUCCACAAUAUGAGCAGUUUAGGUUUGGCUUCCUGCUACCUGACAGAGUUCCCUAGUUUCUUGAAAAACCAUUCCAGAAUAACCACUUUAGACCUCUCAAGUAACCAUAUUCGAGGAUCUAUACCAGCAUGGAUCUGGCAACUUAACUCCCUUGUUCAAUUAAAUCUUUCUCACAAUUUUCUCAGCAGUUUAGAAGGAUCUGUGCAGAACACUAGUUCCCAUCUGAGCGUCCUUGACCUUCAUGAUAACCAACUCCAAGGGAAGCUUCAAAUAUUCCCAGUGCAUGCCACUUAUUUGGACUAUUCAAGUAAUAAUUUCAGUUUCACUAUUCCUACAGAUGCUGCUACUCGUCUGUCUUCCAUAAUUUUUCUGUCUCUAUCCAAAAAUAAUUUAUCUGGCAGUAUUCCUCAAUUUUUGUGCAAUAGUUCACAGCUGCUGGUUCUGGAUGUUUCCUAUAAUCAUUUCAAUGGGAUGAUUCCAGAGUGCCUAACACAGAGUGGCUCAAUUGCAGUCUUAAAUCUGCAACAUAACAAGUUUAAUGGCAGCAUUCCAGAUAAAUUUCCAGUAUCUUGUGCUCUGAGGACUCUGGAUCUCAAUAGUAAUCUAUUGAAGGGUCCAAUUCCCAAAUCCCUCGAAAAUUGCUCAUCAUUAGAGGUGUUGGAUCUUGGAAACAAUGAGGUCGAUGAUGGAUUUCCAUACUUCUUAAAUUCAAUAUCCACAUUCCGUGUCCUGGUUUUGAGGGGAAACAAAUUUCAUGGUCACAUUCAAUGUCCUGAUACUAACAGUAGUUGGCCAAUGCUUCAAAUUUUUGAUGUGGCCUUCAACAAAUUUAGUGGUUUACUUCCAGGAAAAUGUUUCAAAACAUGGAAGGCAAUGAAGCUUGACGAAUAUCAUGAUGCCUCAAAAUUAAAUCACAUAACAUCUGCGGUCCUUACAUUUGGUGGUAUAUAUUAUCAGGACUCUGUGACACUUACAAUCAAAGGUUUGCAGUUGGAGUUUGUUAAAGUCCUAAAUCUUAUUACAGCCGUUGACUUCUCGUCCAACAAUUUUAAUGGAACAGUACCAGAAGAGCUUAUAGAUUUUACCGGACUUUAUGCUCUCAAUUUGUCACAUAAUGGUUUAACAGGCCAAAUCCCUUCAUUAGGGAAUUUAAUUUCACUUGAAUCAUUGGACCUGUCAAGCAACAAUCUUGGAGGAGAAAUUCCCUCAAGUAUUGCAAAUUUAAGUUUCCUCUCAUACCUAGACCUUUCCCAUAACUUUCUGGAAGGGAAAAUCCCUGUAGGUACCCAACUUCAAUCAUUUGAUGCAUCUUCCUUUGUUGGUAAUGUAGAAUUGUGUGGACCUCCUUUGACUAAAAUUUGCUCUGAUACAAGCAAUGGAAAAGAAGAAGCACCUGAUGUACAUAGAGAUUAUGCAGAUAAAUUUGACUGGAUUUAUGUAUUAAUUGGAGUGGGUUUUGGGGUAGGAGCAGGAAUUGUUGUGGCUCCCUCAUUGUUUUUGGAGAGAACGAAAAAAUGGAGCAACCGUAAAAUUGAUAAAGCUCUCAUCGUCGUUCUUCCAUUGUUUGGUUGGACUUGGAUUCCCAUUCAUGACGAUGAAGAUAAUGAUGAUGAAGAAGAAGCAGAGAAAGAUACUAAGGAAAAUAACUCAGACAUGGAAGAGGAUUGUGAUUACAGGGAGAUGCAAAAUAACUUGGUCCAUCAAAGGUUUCGAGGGCGGUACUGUGCCUUCUGUUCCAAGCUUCAUAUCAGUAACAAGAAGGUUAUUCAUGAUCCAAGGUGUACCUGUUUCCCAUCACCUCCCAUUUCAACAUCAACUUAUCUAGAUUCAUAUUCUUCUCAUUCACACUCAUGAUGAAAACAUGUGCAUUUGUUUCUUUUGUUUUCCCUUUAUUCUUUGUUCAGAUUCGAUACAUGUACCUACCUCUCUGGUUGUUCCCUCUAUUCUUUGUUCUAUUUUGUAUGCACAUAGAAAUUGAACCAACGGGUAGCAAAAUACAAAGAGAAAGCAACCAUGUACCUCUCUUUUGAGGUAGUUUUGUGGGUACAAGGAAAGUCCUUGAAUAAUA
Molecule: messenger RNA, 3819 nt
Organism: Vigna unguiculata (cowpea)
Lineage: Eukaryota; Viridiplantae; Streptophyta; Magnoliopsida; Fabales; Fabaceae
Product: receptor-like protein 7
Molecular function (GO): protein binding
Source: RefSeq, a predicted model, not a curated record